AUGUCUCACACCCACUCCCACGACACGCUUGACGCCCACGGUCACUCACACGAGAUUCUCGACGGCCCUGGCUCGUACCUAGCCCGCGAGGCGCCCAUCUUCGAUGACCGCGACUGGAAGGAACGUGCCUUCACGGUUGGAAUUGGCGGACCCGUAGGCUCGGGAAAGACAGCGUUGAUGCUCGAGCUGUGCAAGGCCUUGAGAGACCGAUUCUCCAUCGCCGCAGUCACAAACGAUAUCUUCACAAAGGAGGACCAAGAGUUCCUUGUGCGCCACCAGGCCCUCCCGGCGGAGAGGAUCAAGGCCAUUGAGACUGGCGGCUGCCCUCAUGCUGCAGUCCGCGAGGACAUCAGCGCAAACCUGCAAGCUCUCGAGGACCUGCACCGCGAGUUUGACACCCAGCUGCUCCUUAUCGAGAGUGGCGGCGACAAUCUCGCUGCAAACUACUCUAGGGAGCUGGCGGACUUUAUCAUAUACGUUAUCGAUGUCUCUGGAGGCGACAAGAUCCCCCGUAAGGGUGGCCCGGGUAUCACGCAGUCCGAUCUACUUGUGGUGAACAAGACAGACCUCGCAGAGAUUGUGGGCGCAGACCUUGGCGUGAUGGAUCGUGAUUCCAGGAAAAUGCGUGAGGGAGGCCCGACCAUCUUCGCGCAGGUGAAGAACGGAAAGGGGGUGGACGAGAUUGUGAGCCUGAUCCUAUCGUCGUGGAGAGCUAGUGGUGCGUCGAGCCCAGCUCAGUAG
Morchella importuna is the source of this 741-nucleotide messenger RNA. RefSeq lists its product as uncharacterized. Gene Ontology annotation, molecular function: nickel cation binding; GTPase activity. The record is from RefSeq and is a predicted model, not a curated record. Bases 1 to 741 code for a protein of 246 amino acids. The transcript has 6 exons. Lineage: Eukaryota; Fungi; Ascomycota; Pezizomycetes; Pezizales; Morchellaceae.